AUGGCACUCAGCGUGAUCGUUCCACUGUGGAAGGAAGCCGACAAGCCUGAUGGCAAUUCGACCUCAUUUACAUCUCCAGCAUCGUCGUCUGGUGUCGCUUCGGUUCUUGCUGGAGGUCUUCUGAAGGGUCGGGAAUUGGCUCGACACGCACCUCGAGGGUACAACCCAAAGCAGACGACUGCCUUGUGGCCGACAGGGCUCCAUCUCUGUACUAGCAAAUGGAAGCCUUUGUCGAAAGCGAGAUACCGCCACAUCACCAAUUUCGGUCACAUCUACGGCUGUCUCACCCAGACUGAGUUUAUUGCGGAGUCCUUGGAGCAAGAGGCGUGGAAUUCCGUGACUAUCCACCGUCAGGUGGAGGAAGCGAUCUCCCACUUGGAGCGACGACGGACCUCUUCGAUAUUCUCGGAAUUGGAUACAUGCAUCGUCAAAGGGCCGAAGGAUACCGAUCCCAUUGGUGCUGGCGCUACCUUCACGAACGUUCCCGUGAACUCGUCUUCUGCAACCGACCCGUCUGCUCUCCACCAGCCCCGGCGGCAGUGGGCCAUCGUGCUCCGUCCGGAAAACUUGUCCCCAUUACUGGUGGUUCAGGUUGCUAGUGCGUUGUUUGCGAAUCUCGAGAAAUAUGCCGCUUCAGCGGUCCCUGUUCUGUCGACUCACUGGUUGUCCCAGAGCCAGGGGCGGAACGGAAUGCCCGUCCAGCUCGCCUGGCUGGCGAAGGAAACGCUCAAGCCAGAUCAAAAGGAGUCGUCUUGCUAA
Molecule: messenger RNA, 759 nt
Organism: Aspergillus tanneri
Lineage: Eukaryota; Fungi; Ascomycota; Eurotiomycetes; Eurotiales; Aspergillaceae
Exons: 2
Coding region: 1-759 (252 amino acids)
Source: RefSeq, a predicted model, not a curated record